AUGUCAGAUGCGACUGUUAUAGUGACUCUUCCCUCGGUCUCCCGGCGCCCUUGCCUUUGUCCCACUUCGCGCGAAAAAAACCCUCGGCCCGGCUCAUCGUUCCUCCGACGCAACAAAAAUAAAUUAUCAAAAUUAUACAAAGACGACAAAAAAGAAGAAGACGACGACAAGACAACAGAGAAGAGAAGAGAAGAAGACGACGACAGAGAAGAGAAGAGGAGAAUAAGAGAGAGAAGAGAGAGAGGACAUGCAAUGGCAACGACGCAGCCGCCGGUCCGCUUCACCGGGCAUGAGUCUCUCGCGCAGCGUCUCGUUCUAUCAACCAUCACCGGACGAGCUAUCCACGUCUCCCAGAUCCGUUCGUCCUCGCUGAGUCCCGGUCUGGCGCCCUAUGAGAUCUCCUUUCUGCGUCUGCUGGAAGCUGUCACCAAUGGCGCCCAUCUGGAAAUCUCCUACACCGGUACAAUACUUCUGUACAAGCCCGGUCUCAUCACCGGAAGCGCAGCUGGAGUCGGCGCCAGUCGCGGCGUCGUAACGCAUGAACUGCCGGCAGGAUGCUCUCGCGGAGUCAGCUACUUCCUGCUGCCAUUGUGUCUUCUCGCGCCUUUCUCCAAGGCCCAGGUCAACGUCCUCUUCACCGGUCCUGGCGUCAUCACAUCUUCCACCCCGUCUGGCGAUAUUUCCGUCGACAGCGUACGAACCGCCAUUCUCCCUCUAUUUGCGCAGUUUGGGAUCUCGAAUAAUGUCGAGCUCCGGGUAUUGCGGAGGUCCAAUCCUGGUCCUAAUGGCAAGGGAGGCGGUGGAGAGGUGCAGCUCGUUUUCGGCCACCAGGUUCGCCUGCCCAAGACGCUUCACCUGUCAAAUCCGGGGAAAGUAAAGAAGAUUCGUGGCGUAGCAUACUCGACUGGCGUGUCGGGCACGAAUAAUGCCCGGAUGAUCGAUGUUGCCAGAGGAGUCCUCAAUCCCUUGGUAUCUGACACCUAUAUCUUUUCAGAUAUAUCAGCUGCCCCACUAGUUCCUGCUCCAGAUAGGACCAACCCUUCGGCAAAGAAGAAGAUUGGUGUUGGGUUCGGUCUCUCGCUUGUAGCUGAGUCGUCCACCGGAUGUCUAUACUCCGCCGAUGUGGCAUCCCCGCCGUCCGGAGGCCAGCCCCCUGAAGACAUUGGCAAACAGUGUGCUUAUCAGCUGCUGGAAUCCAUAGCAACCGGUGGCUGUGUAUCCAUGGCUGCGGCGCCCACGAUCCUUACCCUCAUGUCUAUGGGCUCAGAGGACGUCGGACGACUGCAGGUAGGCCGGGAUGUUGUUUCUGAUGAAACCGUUGUCCGUCUUGCAAGGGACCUGAGCAAGCUUGGGGCCGCAGGAUGGGGUGUACGAGAGGCCUCGGGCUCAGACGAUGGAGAUGUUGUUAUCAGCGUUGUCGGAAGGGGUAUUGGCAACGUCGGCAGGAAGAUUGCCUGA
Messenger RNA from Arthroderma uncinatum, 1458 nucleotides. Its product is annotated as RNA-3'-phosphate cyclase family protein. The transcript has a single exon. Gene Ontology annotation, biological process: ribosome biogenesis; endonucleolytic cleavage of tricistronic rRNA transcript (SSU-rRNA, 5.8S rRNA, LSU-rRNA). The coding region runs from base 1 to 1458 and encodes 485 amino acids. Lineage: Eukaryota; Fungi; Ascomycota; Eurotiomycetes; Onygenales; Arthrodermataceae. The record is from RefSeq and is a predicted model, not a curated record. Gene Ontology annotation, molecular function: RNA endonuclease activity. Gene Ontology annotation, cellular component: nucleolus.